GAGCUGCGGGUGUUGUGGGAACAUCUCAGCUGCCGAAGCUGGCAUCACCUCCAGCACUCUACACUCUGCUUCUCAUUCGGGACGGACAAGUUCCACUAUUGCACCACUGAAGACCGUCUUCAGUCCUCUGGCACCUUCGGAUCACCUUUCCACUAUCCAACAUAAUAUCUCAGUGAUUAUCACUACAGAGAGGAGAUUAAGUGUGCUGAGAAAGAUCAGGAAGCUUGGGGUUUGUUCUGUCCGGUCAGACUGCUGAUUCGUACAGAGGAUAGAGGUAGCUCACAGCAGCGGCCAUGACCAAAAGCAACGGGGAGAACCCGCGCUCUCGCAGCCGGGUGCAGAGGAUCCGUGAGGACAUCCACCUGCGCUCCCUGAAGGCCAAGAAGAAAGUAGAGGACAUCACCAAAGACGACGUUAAGACCUUCUUGAGGAGGAAUGCCUUUGUGCUCUUUACCAUCGGGGCAGUUGUUCUUGGCAUCAUACUUGGAUUUGCCCUGCGGCCUUAUAAGAUGUCCUACAGAGAGGUGAAAUAUUUCUCCUUCCCCGGAGAGCUCUUAAUGCGAAUGCUCCAGAUGUUGGUCCUCCCCUUGCUGGUGUCCAGUCUGAUCACAGGCAUGGCAGCGCUUGACAGUCGGGCUUCAGGGAAGAUGGGGAUGCGAGCCGUGGUGUACUACAUGACCACAACAUUCAUCGCUGUGUUCAUCGGAAUCAUCAUGGUCCUCAUCAUCCACCCUGGCAAAGGCUCCAAAGAUGAGUUUACUCAGCAGCAGAAAAUUGAGCAAGUCAGCCCAGCUGAUGCCUUCCUGGACUUGAUCAGAAACAUGUUUCCUCCCAACCUGGUUCAAGCUUGCACACAGCAGUUCAAAACCCAGUAUGGCAAAAGAGUUGUACAUGUGAAGGUGAUAGUGAACGAGAGCAUUUUUAAUCUGACCAAUGCCACCCAAGAGAUUGCUCAUGAAGAGAUAGUCCCAAUCUCUGGCACCACAAAUGGAGUCAACGCCCUCGGGCUGGUCGUGUUCUCCAUGUGUUUCGGCCUGAUCAUUGGGAAUAUGAAGGAGGAGGGCCAAGCACUCAGGGACUUUUUCGACUCCCUCAACGAGGCCAUCAUGCGUCUGGUCGCCAUCAUCAUGUGGUAUGCGCCUAUCGGUAUCCUCUUUUUGAUCGCUGGCAAAAUCGUGGAAAUGGACGACAUUACUGAAAUGGGAGGGCAACUAGGCAUGUACACCGUGACGGUCAUCAUAGGCCUCCUAAUCCACGGCAUUGUUAUUCUACCCACUCUCUUCUUUGUCAUCACCCGGAAGAACCCCUUCAUCUUCAUCACUGGCUUAUUGCAGGCCCUAAUCACCGCCCUGGGGACGUCGUCCAGUUCAGCCACUCUGCCCAUUACAUUCAAGUGCUUAGAGGAGAACAAUAAAGUUGACAAGAGGGUGACCCGCUUUGUGCUGCCAGUUGGCGCUACUAUCAACAUGGACGGAACUGCACUGUAUGAGGCGCUGGCUGCCAUCUUUAUCGCCCAGGUCAACAACAUGGAGAUGAACUUUGGACAGAUCAUAACUAUUAGCAUCACAGCCACAGCUGCCAGUAUUGGAGCUGCUGGAAUCCCCCAGGCUGGACUGGUCACCAUGGUCAUCGUGCUGACCUCUGUCGGCCUCCCCACUGAUGACAUCAGCCUCAUCAUCGCAGUUGAUUGGUUCCUGGACCGACUGCGCACAACGACCAACGUGCUGGGCGACUCUAUAGGAGCAGGCAUCGUGGAGUUCCUGUCCCGAGAUGAGCUGCAGAACGGUGAUUUGGAGAUGGGCAACUCUGUAUUGGAGGAGAAUGAGGUGAAGAAACCUUACCAGAAGAUUCCUCAAGAGAACGAGUACGAGAACGAGAAACCUCCAGACAGCGAAACCAAGAUGUAGUGACUCCCAGAAGUUGUGGUGUGCAUGCCCAAGCAGGGAUUUCUUUGUGUGUGUAUGUGUGUGUGUGUGUGUGUAUGUGUGUAUGAGCAUGACUGUUUUUCCUGUUGUUCAUUGGCUACUUUUGGUACUUUGCCAUUCCUUUAUGUUUAGUGUGUUGUAUCUCUGUCACAUUUCCAUUAUUCAUCAAUUCCUCGUUUUACAUUAAUCAUCAACCGUGAAUCAUUUUAAGACUUAUUGGUUAUAUCAUAACUGGACACGCUGUAGAAAAGGAACUGAAAUCCUGCUGGAAUUUGACAGUUUUGACACUAGAGAAGGUUUAGACAGGUAAGACAAGACAGUGGAGUAUGGAAUGUAAAGUAGUGAUGAGAUUGUGAUAAAAACCUUGAUGUUUAACCUGAAGAGUGUAACGUAACUGAAUGGAAACUAGAGGGUCAUGUGUCACAUAACUGAAUAGCAUCCAGUGAUAUAAACACAAAAACACAUUUUUAUGUAGUAUCUUGACAAUUUAUUGAUCGAUUGGACAAAUGAGGUGAUUAAUAAUUUGUCCAAAGCAUUGCACUGGGGGUUAGACUAAAAUUACAGGCAGUUCAUUUGAUAUUUUCGGCUCCUAACAUCCAGCAGUAAAAUUACAAUUAAAAAGAUGCGUUUAUUAAACACUGCACAACGCCUGCUUGCUCCAGUAUGUUGCCAGUGUGUUUAAAACCACCAGUUUAAACUGUUUCUAGUGAGGAGUCAACUAGCUUUAUAAGGCUUUGAUUUAUUCACUCAGUCAAAAAAUAUGUUUCUUUUACUGUUUGCUUUUCUUUGCAUUGUCUUUGUACUUACCUUGUCUUUACUGUAACGCUGGAAGUAUCAGAAUGUUCACAGUAUUUUGAUACACAUCCCGGUUACAGUGUUAAUUUCCCUCGCAUAUCUCUAGGACAUCCUGGUAGCACACUUGAAACACUCAAAUGCUACACCUUUGCUGCCAUUUGCUAACAUAAAUAGUUUAUAUUAUAUAAAUAGCAUAUUAUAUAGUCGUAGCUUUGGAGAGUUAAUUGUAGAUAUUGUGAAUGAUAUUGUGAAGUCUCCUGAGACCGCACUGAGCUGGAACAAAGUGUCAUUUUGAGAACCGGAGAAAUUCAGGAUCUGACAUUACAGACACAAACAUGCUGAGCGCCUACUAACUCACUCAAAUGGAAAACUGUGAUUUUGCUUCUUUUUGUGAUGUGUCUAUGGGGAUUUUGUUCAUCUUGCUGGUUAUUUGCCCCUUAGAACCACACACACACAAAAAUAAAAUACUGUAUGUGGUUUCAAACUACAUGGAAUAAAUGAAACUGUAGGUUUGUCUAUGGUAAAUAUAGUUUUGAAUAAAAUUGGAAAUAAAAAAGAA
This is a messenger RNA of Pangasianodon hypophthalmus (striped catfish), 3279 nucleotides long. RefSeq names its product solute carrier family 1 member 3b (gene slc1a3b). Gene Ontology annotation, cellular component: plasma membrane. The transcript is spliced from 10 exons. Bases 294 to 1907 code for a protein of 537 amino acids. Gene Ontology annotation, biological process: D-aspartate import across plasma membrane; L-glutamate import across plasma membrane; L-aspartate import across plasma membrane. The record is from RefSeq and is a predicted model, not a curated record. NCBI's taxonomy places the organism in Eukaryota, Metazoa, Chordata, Actinopteri, Siluriformes, Pangasiidae. Gene Ontology annotation, molecular function: glutamate:sodium symporter activity; L-glutamate transmembrane transporter activity; neutral L-amino acid transmembrane transporter activity.